AUGAAUUUUUGAAAUGGAAUCGCACAGCAGCUUGUCUCGUCUAUACAUUGUGUUAACUGUCAACAAACUGAAGAGCCGGACGUCGCCGUGGAAUCUUUAAACCUGCGAACUGAUGCGGGACUCUGCUUUCAGAGGAUUCAUGUUACUAAAUGCGUAGGAAAGGACGCUCCAUCUUGAUCGUUGCUUUGAGCUGUUAGCUAAAGUGCUCCGGCUAAGUUAGCUUGGCAGCUAAGUUAGCUUGUGAAGUGUCUGAUAGACAGCUUUACGUCGUCUCAUUGUGACAGCCUUGUACAUUCACAACCAUUAAGAUCGUCGAUUGGCCAGCGUGGUUCCUCCUGGUUGUUCGUCAUGGCUGACAGCAGCAUAGUGACAUUAGGGGCAGCUCGGAGUCUGCUGGUGGAUUCAUCGGUGUAUGAUUCAAGGAUGGGAGAAACCACAAGGGACCAUAUAUUCCUGGGCGUAGCAUGUGACGAUGCCGAAGAUAUACUGCCCAAAGUCGAGACAAGGAUCGUUCUAGUGGGACAAGCGGGUAAAAAUGCUGGGCUGGUCAAAGCACUGCAGAGCAUACGAGUAAUGGAGGUACCCGUGGUAAAGUUAAGAGGAGGCGAGUCGUGUGCAGAAGACAAAACGAUGAUAAAGUCUAUAGUCAAUAUGGAUAUAAGCACUCCACACAUAAUAGUGGACAACAUCCAAGUGUUUAAAGAGGAAGACAGCGUGGACUUUGAGACCGUGUUUGUCCUCACGGACUUCGACUGUCCAGAUUACACUGACCUGUAUAAGCGAGACAACAGGAUUGUUGGUCCUCCUGUUGUACUGCGCUGCACUUUGAAGGAUGAGCCAAUCCCGUUUUCAUGUCGCCCUCUGUACUCUACCACCAUGAUGAACCUGUCUCUGUGCUUCACUGGCUUCAGGAAUAAAGAAGAAAUGAAAAACCUGGUGGGUCUGGUUCAUCACAUGGGGGGCAUCAUUCGGAAAGACUUCAGCACCAAGGUUACGCACCUCAUCGCCUACUCCACUCAUGGAGAGAAAUACAGGCUGGCGGUGUGCAUGGGGACGCCCAUCCUCACUCCAUCAUGGAUAUACAAAGCUUGGGAGAGAAGAAAUGACGUGUCGUUCUUUGCGGGAGAGGAGGGGUUCCGAACAGAAUUCAAAGUUCCUCCGUUCCAAGACUGCACCCUGAGUUUUUUGGGCUUCUCAGAUGAAGAGAGAGCUAACAUGGAAGAGAGGACUCUUAAACACGGUGGCAACUAUCAGGAGGUUGGAAAUGAAAGAUGCACACACAUGGUGGUGGAGGAAAACUCUGUGAAGGAGCUGCCGUUUUGUCCCUCCAAGAAAGUCUUUGUGGUCAAACAAGAGUGGUUUUGGGGAAGCAUUCAGAUGGAUGCUCGAGCUGGAGAGUCCAUGUAUCUCUAUGAAAAGAAUGACAGCCCAGCCAUGAAGAAGGCCGUGUCCCUCCUGUCCCUCUCCACGCCCAACAGUAACCGCAAGCGUCGCCGUUUGAGGGACACGCUGGCUCAGCUCACCAAGGAGACGGAGAUUUCUCCCUUCCCGCCACCACGUAAAAGGCCAUCAGCGGAACAUUCCCUGUCCAUGGGCUCGCUGCUGGACAUCUCAAACACGCCAGACACAUGUAAAGCGUUGGAGAGCACCAGCAUAGAGAGUUCAAAGUCUGCAGUCCUGCCCAAGCAAUCCGGUGCCCGGUGGCAAGUUUCCAAGGAGCUCUACCAAACCGAAAGCAACUACGUAGACAUUCUAAACACCAUACUCAAGCUCUUCAAGCUUCCGCUAGAAAAAGAGGGUCAGGUGGGUGGACCCAUCCUGGCCCCAGAAGAAAUUAAGACAAUAUUUGGCAGCAUCCCUGACAUCUAUGAGGUUCACACCAGAAUAAAGAAUGACCUUGAGGAAGUGCUGAGAGAUUGGUCGGAAGACAGGAGUAUAGGAGACAUUGUCCUUAAAUACUCCAAAGAGCUGGUGAAGGCCUACCCACCUUUUGUCAACUUUUUUGAAAUGAGCAAAGAUACGAUCGUUCGCUGUGAAAAACAAAAGCCACGCUUCCACGCCUUUCUUAAGAUCAACCAGGCCAAGCCAGAAUGUGGACGGCAGACCCUCGUAGAGCUGCUCAUCAGACCAGUGCAGCGACUUCCUAGCGUGGCUCUGCUUCUAAAUGACAUAAAGAAGCACACGUCAGAUGACAACCCAGAUAAGCGGACACUGGACAAAGCAAUUGAGUCUCUGAAAGAAGUUAUGACUCACAUCAAUGAGGACAAGAGGAAGACUGAUGGUCAGAAGCAGAUCUUUGAUGUGGUUUAUGAAGUUGACGGAUGUCCCGCGAACUUGCUGUCAUCCCACCGCAGUCUUGUUUACAGAGUAGAAACCAUCACUUUAGGAGAUCAACCAUGUGACCGUGGUGAACAUGUUACACUCUUCCUCUUCACUGACUGCCUUGAGAUUGCCAGGAAGCGACACAAAGUCAUCAAUACUUUUAAGAAUCCACUGGGACAAACAAGACCGCCACCUCCCCUCAAACACAUCACUCUUAUGCCACUUUCACAAAUCCGAAGAGUUCUGGACCUGCAGGACACGGAGGAAUGUGUCAAUGCCUUUGCUCUAGUUGUCCGCCCGCCGACUGAACAGGAGAACAUGUUGUUCAGCUUCCAGUUGGCCGGUGAGGACACCGUGAAAAGUUCCUGGCUUCGAACACUUUGCCGCCAUGUCGCCAACACCAUCUGCCGGGCUGAUGCGGGUGACUUGAUUCAUAGUACAGACCCAGAUUCCUUACAGGUCAACACCAAAGACAUGGACAGCACCCUAAGCAAAGCCUCAAGAGCCAUCAAGAAGACCUCCAAAAAGGUGACGCGGGCAUUUUCUUUCACAAAGACUCCAAAGCGGGCCAUCCAGAGGGCGUUCAUGACCAACACGACCCCAGAUGAGAAAAACCAGCAGCGUCUGACUUCUGAAAAUCGUUGUAACUCCACACUGGCUAUGUCUCGCUCUGCCUCCACGUUCAGUUUGAGUGACUCUGCCAAAAGCAGUACCACGGUGCAACGCUCUAACUCUCUGGACCACCCUCCUGUCAGUAGCAGAAUUCCUGUCUGUGUUCGUAUUCCUUGCAGCCCAGCAAAUGAUAGCGCUGUCCUCAACGCUGGUAUGGACACCCCAGAAAGCCAAAGCCCCUACCCCAGUUACUACCCUAGACACCGGGCUAAAUCCCCCAUCCUCAAAGCUCAGGCAUCAGGCCAACCAACACUUUCAGGCCCCCCUAUUUCCCAACAUUCUGCCAGUGAAGCUCAUCUCAACUCUGCUUCGGUUCCAACGACCCAAACCAGCACUCUGCUCAAGUCAGAUCGAAUUGCUUGCAGAAAGGCUGUGGAGUUCCAGCCAAAGCUCCCAGCUCCUCGUACCACCGGGAAAAUGUAUUCUGAGUCGUGUCGGGAUGCCCAGAUGCCUUUGAACCCUCUCAAAGCAGUCCUGUCCAGUCCUCGAAGAGAGACUCUGCUGUAAUCUCCAGCAAAGCCCAGAUUCUACAGUUUCAUUUUCCAGCACGUCAUUCCCCAGUGAAUCUACCUUCUAUGUUUGAGAGGAAGUACCACACAUUCGGUCGAUCAAGUACAAGUACUCAUCUCUUCUGAGAUCCUGCAUCGUAGCACCACCAGCCGCACCCCUGAUUUUGUCUUCUUUGACUCAGCCUUCAUAUGUAUGUGUGUGUACAUAUACGGUAUGUAUUUAGUCUGGUUCUGAUUCCUAGUUGCACAUCCUUCAUGUUAUAUAUACUGUAUAUAUAAAUAUACUAAUCUAGCCUAGUCGUUUCUACUUUAUUACUAUGUGACUAAGACCCGUAAUCUGAUAUUUGAUGAUUUUUUUUUUUAACAAUCAUUAAUACUGAAACGGUGCCAUUUUUAACGUAAGGAAAAUGCAAUACAGCCUACAUUUUUAAUUUCAAGUAUUAUUUCGGCUUGUGUCUACUGUCUUUCUGUGUAUAAUUUGUGUGUGUGUGUAUUUAUUCUUUUAAAAUACGUUCUAAGAGUCCUUAUUAAACCUAGGCAAACAUCUGAAGCUCUUGACUUUUAUUUUUCACAUUUGUAUUGUAAUGUUGUCAAGUAAAGUUGAUUUCACAGUUCA
Molecule: messenger RNA, 4119 nt
Organism: Dunckerocampus dactyliophorus (ringed pipefish)
Lineage: Eukaryota; Metazoa; Chordata; Actinopteri; Syngnathiformes; Syngnathidae
Gene: ect2
Product: epithelial cell transforming 2
Exons: 26
Coding region: 349-3501 (1050 amino acids)
Biological process (GO): regulation of cytokinesis, actomyosin contractile ring assembly; mitotic cytokinesis; nervous system development
Cellular component (GO): nucleus; cell cortex
Molecular function (GO): GTPase activator activity; guanyl-nucleotide exchange factor activity
Source: RefSeq, a predicted model, not a curated record